Molecule: messenger RNA, 2910 nt
Organism: Stegastes partitus (bicolor damselfish)
Lineage: Eukaryota; Metazoa; Chordata; Actinopteri; Pomacentridae
Product: sodium- and chloride-dependent GABA transporter 2-like
Exons: 16
Coding region: 209-2155 (648 amino acids)
Biological process (GO): nitrogen compound transport; amino acid transport; sodium ion transmembrane transport
Cellular component (GO): plasma membrane; cell projection
Molecular function (GO): gamma-aminobutyric acid:sodium:chloride symporter activity
Source: RefSeq, a predicted model, not a curated record
UUUCAGUGAGACAGCACAGUGUGCAGACCAAUCCGACAAUAAUUAGGUCAUAGAGGAGCCAAAAGAAAACCAUAGCUACUUUGUUUCUCACUUUGGCUCUGCCCAUGACAUGUUGUUUGUGUAGAGAUCCUGCGGUGCACACAGCUGAGAGGAAUACUGAACAGUUUUGCUGUUGCUGGAAGCAGCUCCUGGGGGAGGGGACUUUGUGAUGGAGGGGGAAUUCCUCAAAGGAAACAGCCUAGAGGUGUCUGGGCCAGAUAACAGCCUGGUGAAGAAGAAGACUCAGCUGUUGGACCGUGGCCAGUGGGCAAAUAAGUUGGAGUUCCUGCUGGCUGUAGCAGGGACCCUGGUUGGGCUGGGAAACCUCUGGAGGUUCCCUUAUUUGUGCUACAAAAAUGGAGGAGGUGCCUUUCUGAUUCCCUACGUCCUGUUUCUGCUUUCUUGUGGCAUCCCAAUGUUCCUCCUGGAGACUGCCAUGGGACAGUACACAUCUCAGGGAUGCAUCACCUGCUGGAGGCACUUCUGCCCCCUGUUUGAAGGAAUUGGUUAUGCCACCCAGGUAGUGAUCGCAUACGCCGCCGUGUCGUACAUCGUCAUCCAGGCGUGGGCCUUCUUUUACCUCUUCUCGUCCUUCAGUAGCGAGGUGCCUUGGGCCAGCUGCAGGAACGCCUGGAACACAGAGGCUUGUGUUGAAUUUGAUAAAACAAAUGCAUCGUCUAAUUGGACAGCCGCUGCAAACGCAACAACGCCUGCAACAGAGUUCUGGGAGAGACGAGUGCUGGGUAUAUCUCAAGGGAUUGAGCAGAUCGGUAGCCUGAGGUGGGACUUGGCCUUGUGUCUCUUACUGGCAUGGAUCCUGUGCUACUUCUGUGUUUGGAAAGGAGUGAGAUCCACUGGAAAGGUAGUUUACUUCACUGCCACUUUCCCCUAUGUGAUGCUGGUGGUUCUGUUGGCUCGUGGACUUACUCUACCAGGAGCUAUGGAUGGUGUUCUGUUCUACCUGUAUCCUGACCCCACAAGGUUGGUGGACCCUCAAGUUUGGAUGGACGCAGGUGCACAAGUUCUUUUCUCUUUUGGAAUCUGUCAGGGGAGUUUGACGGCUCUGGGCAGCUACAAUCAGUACAACAAUGAUUGUUACAAGGACACAUUUGUUCUGUGUUUGGUGAAUGGCGGCUCCAGCUUUGUGGCAGGGUUUGCAAUCUUUUCAGUUUUGGGCUUCAUGUCUUACGAACAAGGACUGCCAAUAUCUGAAGUGGCUGCUUCUGGACCCGGCCUGGCAUUUAUCGCUUAUCCACGCGCAGUAGCCAUGAUGCCUUUACCUCAGUUGUGGGCUAUUUGUUUCUUCAUCAUGGUCAUCUUGCUGGGUGCAGAUACACAGUUUGUGAGUCUGGAGUGCCUGAUGACCUCAGUCACAGAUAUGUUUCCGACUGUGUUUCGAAGAGCUUACCGCAGAGAGCUGCUGCUGCUCUGCCUCUGCUCCGUUUGCUUCUUCCUCGGCCUCCUUCUCGUCACAGAGGGGGGCUUGUAUUUCCUUCAACUCUUUGAUCACUAUGUUUGCAGCGGCAACAAUCUUCUCCUGCUCUCAGUGUGUCAGUCGAUAGCAAUCGGAUGGAUUUAUGGCGCCGACCGUCUCUAUGACAACAUCGAAGACAUGAUAGGUUAUCGCCCGUGGCCUCUGAUGAAGAUCUGCUGGCUUUACAUCACGCCUGUUGUUUGUCUGGUGAGUGACACAGAGUUUCUAAAAAAAAUUAAACAAGGGGUGAGGAAUGAGGAAGAGGUGCAAGUUAAUGAAGGAGGGGGUUUAAAAACGUUAACCUGUCAAAGACUUUCAUUUGGACACAAAGGCUACAUCUUGGUGAAAUACAAGCCUCUCAAGUUCAACAAAACCUACAUCUAUCCGACGUGGGCUUACGCUCUGGGAUGGUCGCUCGGACUGUUCUGUGUUCUUCUGGUUCCUCUGUGGAUCAUCUUUAAAGUUACUUGGAUGAAAGGGACAAUAUCACAGAACAUCAGGCAGCUCUGUCGCCCUGAAAACAAGAUGCACAACACGGCGAAGCAACCCGAGCAGUGCCCUCUGAACCCCGACAACAGCCCCACACCUGCUGCCAACGAAUACAAGGGAAGUGGCGGAGCUGAGAUGGAGAUGCAAGUGUGAGAAACUGAGCACUUUUGAUCAUUUUUGAAAUGUGAUGUUUUUAUUAUUAAGGUCCAGAUUUUGAAAGCUAAGCCUUUUUUUUUUUUCUUUUUUAAAUAUUACAAUAAGCAAUAAAUACUGAAGACUUUCAUUUCAGAUCAGGUCUGCAAGCUGCACAAUGAGCAGUCAUGCCAUGCUACCAUUUAAAUGAAGUAUUUAGAAAACAAACUUUACAGAGUUUGUCGAAGCUAUUUUCAUUCAAAGCGAAUCAUUUCAUGCUUCAGUCUGUCGCCUUCACAAAGGAUCAGAAGAUGCCAAGUGUAAUAAUCACUGUCCACUAACAUGCACUGUCACCGUAGGUUUUUAGACAAUCCCACACCCGCAAAAUAAAACAUCUGGGAGUGGCAGCUGAUGCAUUUAUUCAAUGCAGAAUGAUUUAUAUGACGAAUAAAUGUUGCCUUAAUAUUACAGUGCCUAUAGAAAGUAUUCACCCCUCCUUGGAAGUUUCCCCCUUUCCCACAUUGAAUCAUAGUCAAUUUAAUUUGGCUUUUUUUGGACAAGAAUUUACAAAAAAAAAACAAAAACACUCAUGUCAAAGUGAAAACAGAGUUCUACAAUGUAAUGUCCAUCAAAAAACAUAAUGUAAGUGACUAUUCAUUUCCUUCAUGUCAGUGUUUAUUAAAUGUUUUUGGUCAAAAUCAGUUCAGCUAAAAGAGACGCCACCAAAGAUCAUCUAGUGGAGAGGAAGCUCACUCUGUGUUUAAAAAAAUAAAAUA